CAAAUAGUAGUAGUAACUAGUAAGUCGGUCAUUAAUUGAACAUUUGAACCAUCAAAGGUAAGAUUUUUUUAUUUUUUAUUUUUAUUUUUUUCCGUUUUUCCUGACAGCAAAAGACUUUCUUUUUGGAACAAGAACAGCAAAAGACUUUUAGAGGAGUAUCUUACGACUUUUCCCGCAACCAAUUGAAGAAAGACUCAAUUCUGCUCCGCCCGUUGAUCUUCACCUUCCACUCGCCCAGUUGACUCUGAUUGAGCUCAGUGAAUUCUGUACAAACCCUUCAGUUUUAGCUUCUGGGUUCAAGGUUUCAAGCCUUUUUCCAAUAAUGGAUUUAAGCAUUGUAACUAAGAUGGAUCGAGGCCAGAUAACAACUCUAGCAUCUGGGUUCUGUACUUUGUUGAGUAUUCAUUACACGGUACAGCUCGUAUCGCAGCAUCUAUUUUACUGGAAAAAUCCCAAAGAGCAAAAAGCUAUACUCUUUAUCAUACUCAUGGCUCCUAUUUAUGCCAUCGAUUCUUUUGUGGGUCUUUUGGAUUUUCAAGGAAGCAAGGCAUUCUUCAUGUUUUUGGAUUCUAUUAAGGAGUGCUAUGAGGCCUUAGCCAUUGCAAAGUUUAUGGCUUUGAUGUACAGUUAUCUGAACAUAUCCAUUAGCCAGAAUAGAGUGCCAGAUGAGAUUAAAGGGAGAGAAAUCCACCAUUCUUUUCCUAUGACCCUUUUUCAGCCUCACAAGACUCAUUUGAACCAUCACACGUUGAAGCUUCUCAAGUACUGGACAUGGCAGUUUGUCAUCAUUCGCCCUGUAUGCUCCCUCUUGAUGAUAACAUUACAACUGGUGGGAAUGUAUCCCAGUUGGGUCAGCUGGACAUUCUCCAUAAUUCUAAACAUCUCCUUUUAUGUCGCAAUGUAUGCAUUGCUUGCUUUCUACCAUAUAUUUGCUAAAGAAUUGGAACCUCACAAGCCACUUUCCAAGUUCAUUUGUAUCAAAGGGAUCGUUUUCUUCAGCUUCUGGCAGGGGAUUGUGCUCAGUAUUCUAGUAAAAGCAGGUAUCAUUCGCUCAGAACAUUUCUGGUUGGACGUAGAGCAUAUUCAGGAAGCUAUCCAGAAUUUGUUGAUUUGUGUGGAGAUGGUUUUCUUCUCCAUUCUCCAGCAGUAUGCCUACCAUGCCGCUCCAUACAGUGGACAAGUGGAUGCAAUAUUUAGAUCCGCAAAAAAGUAUGAGUGAUCGGUUCUCGAAGAUCCAAAACUCAAUGGCACCAGGAACAACACAGGCAAACUUCCAAUUAGGGGUCUCUUUACCUUAUUCUGGCAGUUUUACUGCAACUUUAAUGUAUAGUCUCUACAUCCGUCUAUUCGAUUUACAUAUGUAUUACGUUUAUCCAUAUAGUGAGAUGAAUUUUAGUUUUUGUUGAUAACUAUAGUAAUGAACUAUCGUUAUUGGUUUCCGCAUAGUAAUUUGCAAUCUAUUUUGCAAUGUGAUACACAAGAAUAACCUUAAGUGCCUCUAAAUACAACGAAAGAAAGUUUACAAAAGAUAUAGACAACAUUUCACUAACAAUAAACAGUGGGCCAAUGGUCUCCAAAUAUUGUGACUCUUCCAAUGUAACGAUUUUCUCCUCCCAGAGAGAAAAAAAAAAAGGUAAAAACUAUCAUCAAAGAUCUAACAGGCUUCUCAACCGGUAGAUGCCGAUUACUGCUGCAAAUUGCAUUACUACGGAAGUAGCAGACAUUUGGACAUUCCAACCUUUUGUACUAACCAGUAUAAUAUCUAGGCAAAAUUUUAACCAUAUCUCUUGGAACCAUGAUAAGAAAAAAUCCGUACUGCAUUUUGGUAACUGCUUUCAGCAAGUUCUUCUUUAGUCAUCUCAAGCAAAGAUGCAACAUAAGCCAGCACAUGGUGGAUGUUUGCAGGAUGGUUAAGGAUUUCUUGCUGCACUUCUGAUUUAUGACUUGUUUCCAAGGACUGACUGUCAGAUGAGUUGCCACCCUUGGAAGUUGAAACUUCUCCUGGACCAGAGUUCUCAUCACCGGGAUUAUCUCCAGCUUCAAUUGAUAGAAGCUGAUCGUCGGUAAAAGCUCUUGGAAGAGCAUCAGGUGCAUCUGUUUCCAAUAAGAUCCUAUCAAGAGGCACAGACUUCAACAUUUUCUUUGCCUUGCUUUCUUUCAUGGACAUAAGAAAACCAGAAAAGGAGAAGUAAGCACCCAGCUUAGCAAAUUCAGGAACCAAUUCAGCAGAGCCUAAGUAGGAAUGCAAAAGGACACCCGCAGGGAAUGGUCCUUCAGAUUUCAGUAUAUCAAAUAAAUCACCAAAAGCUCGAACACAGUGGAUGGAAGCAGGCCUUUUUAACUCUUUAGCAAGCUGCAGUUGUUGGCGAAAAACUUCUACUUGAUCACUAAAGUCAAUUUGCCUUCCGCGAGAACCUUUGUCUAAACCAAUCUCGCCGACUGAAGCUUCAGGAGUAGCAUCAAAGAAUUCCUUCAAAUUUCUCAACCAAUUAGGGGUUCUCUCAGCAACAAACCAUGGAUGGAUUCCAAAAUUUGGAACUACUGAAGGAUACCUAUCACUCAUCUCCUUCACAACAUGCCAAUCAUCCUCAGUUACUCCAUUAACAGCAAAGUGAACGACACCCCUAUCAACGGCUGUCCUUAUAAUAUUAGGGGCCACAUUAAAGAUCCUUGGAUCUUGCAAGUGACAAUGAGCAUCAAAGAGCUUUAUCACGGACAUGGUACUAAUAUAGGUAUAACACGUACUCUCUUACUGCCUUAAACAUCCUCGAACAGUUUAUUUCUGAAUCAGGAGAUUACUUCCUUGGCUCCGCAGUUUCAAAGCCUGUCCGAGAUUAGCCAAACAAGCUGAAGAUAUAAAAAUAAGGAUGAUAUGCAGGGGAACUCCCCAACUAGAACAGAGCAAACAUAAGAAGUUCUCAUUCAGAGAAAUAAUAUCAAAAAGAGUUCCUCUCUCAUUUACAUCAAUGUUUUCUGUAGCUAUCUGCACUCUCUAUAUAUCUAGAGUUCUAACCAAAGGAAAUAACUAUUUCGUAUGAUUAACUUGUUUCAAUUGGAUUACCAACAUAAUCAGACCUUCAAAUUUCACAUCUCUAAGAUAACUCAAGGUUUAAAAAAAAAAAAUGCUUCAAUUAUACACACUUAAAGCAAGAUGACUGCAUGAAUAUCACUUAAAUUAAAACUAGAAUGAGCCGUCAUCUAUUGAGUUCAUCAUCAUUCCUCCUAUCUCAUAACCAAAAUUACUUCUUUCAUCACUGUACUAAACCAGAAUCUUCAAUAGAUUAUAUGAACAAAGAUACCAACUUUAUCACUUCUCCAAAAAUUAAAGACGAAAGAGAAAAGGUUACUGGGAUAUAAAUUCAUUUUACCACUGGGAUUGAACCCACAUCGCAUCUAGCGUAAAAUGCAAACUAAAAGAAAGAAAUUAAGGAAUUAUAAUCGAUUUUACGACCAUAUAACACAAGUAACUACAAGCACGUUUAUGCUAAACUCCUCCUUGGAAACCAACUUUUGAGUGUAAAUGAUCUCAAGGAACGUUCUAAAAUGAGUCUGAAAAUACCUGAUAUAUAGAAAUUCAUCAUCCCUUUCUUCUCAGGGAUAAAUUGUUUUCAAUCCAGAAGCAACUGCGGCAAAGUUUUCAGGACAGAGACAACUGCG
Molecule: messenger RNA, 3657 nt
Organism: Oldenlandia corymbosa var. corymbosa
Lineage: Eukaryota; Viridiplantae; Streptophyta; Magnoliopsida; Gentianales; Rubiaceae
Source: the annotation of a GenBank genome assembly